Staurois parvus is the source of this 629-nucleotide messenger RNA. Lineage: Eukaryota; Metazoa; Chordata; Amphibia; Anura; Ranidae. The record is from the annotation of a GenBank genome assembly.
UUAAUUAUACCUCUUCUCUCUGCAGAAACCAUAUCAUGGCAGAAUCAUCUAGUGACUCUGAGUCCUAUCUGCGCACCCGAGCCAGCAGACGAGGUCCUCUUCGUGCCACCCACACACAUGGCAGGACUGGAGCAGCUACAGAAGUAUCUGAGAAAAUUCAUAAAUUGGCCAACACAUUGCAGGACACCAGUCGUAAUCUGACGCAAGUGGACGAGAUGCUUGGGCAGUACAGGGAGUAUACCUCUGACCAGACGGAAGCCAUCACAGCGCUGAAGGAAAAUCUGGAGCAGUCCAUCGACCAGCUUAGAAGUCAGCGACUGUCCCGUCUAUCUGAAGGAAGAAGUGCAUCUCUGUCCAGCUUGUGUGCCAGUGAUCUGGAGGCCCCAGCAGGAUCCAGAAACCGACGCUUACAGCCAACCUCUCCUCUUAAGGACUACACAGAAGUGGGAGUUCAGCCACGGCGCCGUUCUCGAUCAGCAGUGCGGUUUUUAGAUGAAGUGGGAAACAAUGGGCAGCUUCAUUCCCUGCAUCAGUCCCUUCGAGAUUUGAGCAGCGACCAACUCCGUCUGCAUGAUGACCUGGGCCGCGAGCUUGCACGGAGAAACAGGACUGAUGCUGAGACAAAGAGA